ACUUUUUCUUUCUUUUUGGCGCUCCCAGUAUUGUGUAGGACACAGAUUGUCUUCACAGUCCGCAGUGAUGGAGUACGGCAGGGAACGGGUGGUGGCCUUAGUGGACAUGGACUGUUUUUACGUGCAGGUGGAGCAGAGGCUGAAUCCCGCUCUGAGAAACACUCCGUGUGUGGUGGCGCAGUACAAGACGUGGAAAGGAGGCGGAAUCAUAGCUGUGAGUUAUGAGGCCAGAGCCAACGGAGUCACCAGGAACAUGAUGGUGGAUGAUGCAAAAAAACUGUGUCCAAACCUGGAGGUGGCACGGGUUCGGGAGUCUCGUGGCAAAGCUGACCUGACGUAUUACAGGGAGGCGAGCGUGGAGGUGAUUGAGGUGAUGUCUCGCUUUGCUGUGAUUGAGAGGGCCAGCAUCGAUGAGGCCUACAUGGAUCUGACUGCUGCAGUGCAGCAGCGGCUAAAGAACAUGACAGAUAAACAGAUAGAUCCUCACCUCCUGAGGACGACGUACAUCCAGGGUUACCCACGACAUUCUACGGAGCAGCAAGAGUCUACAGAGGAUGCAGUCUCAGAUAAAGAGGAACAGCGGUCCAGAGGAGUCCAGCAGUGGUUGAUGUCCUUACUUGACCCUGCCUUGGGGGAUCAGAAGUCUGCAGACCUGCAUCUGGCUGUGGGAGCACUGAUUGUGGAGGAUAUGAGAGCCGCUGUGGAGAAAGACACGGGUUUCCGCUGUUCAGCAGGGAUAUCGCACAAUAAGGUUCUGGCCAAACUGUCAUGUGGCCUGAACAAACCAAAUCGACAAACUGUUUUGCCUUUGGGGUCCGUGCCAGAACUGUUCAACGUGCUCCCCGUCAGUAAGAUCCGUAACCUGGGUGGUAAGCUGGGUGCGUCCAUUACAGAGACUCUGGCAGUGGAAAACAUUGGCGAGCUAAUGCGAUUCUCUCAGGCCCAGCUGGGACAGCACUUUGGAGAAAAAAUAGGCCAGUGGUUAUAUGACUUGUGUCGGGGGAUUGAGUUUGAACCAGUGAAACCGAGACAGCUUCCCAAGUCGAUUGGCUGCAGUAAAACCUUUCCUGGGAAGACAUCGCUGACAAGUAAAGACAAGAUACAAUACUGGCUUCAUCAGCUGGCUCUUGAGCUGGAGGAAAGAUUGAACAAAGACAGAGAAGCGAACAGCCGGACGGCUAAGUUGCUGACAGUUGGCAUACGCCAGCUUGGUGACAAGAGGCCGAAUAGUUUCUCCCGCUGCUGCGCUUUAGUGCGCUACGACGCGACAAAGCUAUCCAGUGACAGCUUUGCCAUUAUCAAGAGCCUCAACACAGCAGGAAACCAGCAGGCAGCCUGGAGUCCACCUAUCACCCUGCUACACCUGUCAGCGAGCAAAUUCAGUGACGCUCCAUCAGCUGGGGGAAUCGCUGGCUUUCUUUCCACUGAUGUCACACCAACCCAGAGUCUUUCCUCCAGGACUCAGUCCUCCACCCAACCAACUUGUCACCUAAAAAAUACCUUUAAAAAACCCAGCACCAUACAGUCUUUCUUUCAAAAGGCACAGCAACAGGAUGAUGAUGGAAAAUGUGAGACAGAUGCCAAUUCCUCUCUUCCUCAGUUCGGCCUUUGUUCACCUUCUAAAAGCAUCUCCUCUUUCUUCAAAAAGAAGAAUGCUGAAAGAGACUGGCAGUCUCCAGCCUUCACCAAAACUGAAACUGGACCUGCGUCUGACCUAAAAAGAAACUCUGAAGACACUGAUGCUGUUGUAUCAGAUCUCCAGACAAAGCAGAGUGCAGGGUUUGCAUCUUGUCAGUCGGCAUGUGAAGAAUUAAUUGAUGACCUGCACACCGUUUCAGAGAAAAAUUGUUACUCGACACAAGCUUUACCUUCCAUCAGUUCCCCCCCUGAACUCUUGCAGAACCGUCCUGCUGUGGACAGGGACCUGUUCCACUGUGAGCGCUGUGGGCAGGAGGUGUUAGCCUGGGAAAUGCCCGAGCACAAUGACUACCACUUUGCUCUGGACCUCGAGAAAUCAUUUUCUUCAUCUACAAGUUCAACUGCUGCUUCUCCAUCUGUUAGAGGAGGACCAUCAGGGACAGCUCAGUCAUCAUGUGGGAAAAUGAAGUCAAGAGGCCCAUCAGGACCGCAGCCCAAACGGCAUCGCUCACAAGGUGGCAGUAUAGUCACACUGGAUUCCUUUUUCAAAAGGACUUGAGGCUGAGCUGUGGA
Molecule: messenger RNA, 2211 nt
Organism: Thalassophryne amazonica
Lineage: Eukaryota; Metazoa; Chordata; Actinopteri; Batrachoidiformes; Batrachoididae
Gene: polh
Product: polymerase (DNA directed), eta
Exons: 13
Coding region: 68-2197 (709 amino acids)
Biological process (GO): response to radiation; error-prone translesion synthesis
Cellular component (GO): site of double-strand break; nucleus; replication fork
Molecular function (GO): DNA-directed DNA polymerase activity; damaged DNA binding
Source: RefSeq, a predicted model, not a curated record